GUAACACCCUUUUGUCAGCUGUUUCUCCAAAGCCAUUGCCAUGGCGGAUGAGGUGCCAGGGGCGGAAGAGUGGCAGAAGGUCUAUGUGCCAGCGCACCUGCGGCCUCCGGCCGGGAAGACCAUCAUGCAAAGGUCAUCCUCAGACCCAAAAGGAUUGCUGAGGACCACCUGCGGUCUUUCAAUGAGUCCCUUCCUAACCAGCACGGCGGUCCGUGUGGCUCCCACCCGAGCGUUGGAAGAACUGCGGCGGGAUCACAUCGAGGGGUACCGAGGCUUCAUCCCAGGCGUGAAAGCUGAGACGGUCCACGGUGCGCGGUCCAGUGUCAUUGACCACAUCGCCAGCGACAUUCGACCGCUGGAGUUUCGGCCUCCCCAGUCCUAUGAGUGGAAUCGGCCCAGAGAUCCAGCGCAGUCUUUGCGCUCGCAUGCAGAUUGUGAGAUCUGGCGAACCUGGCAGCAGGAUCCCAAGUACAAUUGGAUGGGAGGAGAGAGGCCGAAGGACUGUGGUCCUGGCAUCGCCGCCUACACCGGGCACCGACAUUUGAAGCAGAGUCGGCCGAAGCUCCAAGAAGACGAAGCGCAUUCGCUUCCCCCUGGCCAGCACUUGCGCUUGCCGCGUCAGAUGCCGCUGGGUCUGGCUCGCACCUCCGAAGAUUGGGAUCCACACCCUGUGGACGUGAUCCGCCCGCAGAUGCCCGGCUACCGGGCCUUCCUACCUGGGCGAAAGCUCAUGGCAUAACCGACCUGCGCCCAUGUGGCCGAGCUCCUCGCGGGUGCCACGCGCCAUGCCGUCCUCAGAAUGCCUAG
Messenger RNA from Durusdinium trenchii, 807 nucleotides. The record is from the annotation of a GenBank genome assembly. NCBI's taxonomy places the organism in Eukaryota, Dinophyceae, Suessiales, Symbiodiniaceae.